Molecule: messenger RNA, 3593 nt
Organism: Mytilinidion resinicola
Lineage: Eukaryota; Fungi; Ascomycota; Dothideomycetes; Mytilinidiales; Mytilinidiaceae
Product: ARM repeat-containing protein
Exons: 5
Coding region: 36-3329 (1097 amino acids)
Biological process (GO): protein import into nucleus
Cellular component (GO): nucleus; cytoplasm
Molecular function (GO): small GTPase binding; nuclear import signal receptor activity
Source: RefSeq, a predicted model, not a curated record
AGCCACACCCAACUCGACCUCGCCAGAAUCCCACCAUGUCUAUGCUUGCCGCCGAGGUGCACGCUGCGCUGAGCCAGCUGCUCAGAGGUCUCCAAUCUCCAGACAAUGUGGAGCGCACACAGGCAGAGGAGCUUCUCAACACAGAAUGGGUAGCGAGUCGGCCAGAGAUCCUACUUCUAGGCCUGACGGAGCAAAUACAAGGCCAGGAUGACCCUUCGACGCGUUCAUACUCCGCAGUCCUGUUCCGGCGGAUAGCCACGAGAGCACGAAAGGACCCCAACUCCAGCCAAACCAGGGACCUAUUCUUGACCCUCCAGCAGGGCGAAAGGGAAGCAAUUCGCGCGAAACUGUUGGCAUGUCUGCAGUCGGAAUCGCUGCCUUUUGUGAGGAACAAAAUCGGAGACGCCGUAGCGGAAAUUGCGAGGCAGUACACAGAUGAAGCCCCAGGAGAGCCUUGGCCAGAACUACUCGGAGCUCUGUUCAGCGCCAGCCAAUCGACAGAUGCUGGCAUGCGCGAGACCGCCUGGAGAAUAUUCUCAACUACCCCAGGAAUAAUAGAACAACAGCACGAGGAUGUUGUGAUAACAGCUUUCAAGACCGGUUUUAACGACGCUGAUACUUCGGUCAAAAUCGCCGCCAUGGAAGCAUUUGCGUCCUUCUUCCGAUCUAUCACCAAGAAGAGCCAGCCAAAGUACUAUCCCCUUAUCGGCGAGAUUCUCAACAUCCUUCCACCAGUCAAGGAAGCUGGAGAUGCUGAUCAGAUGACGAAGGCCCUAAUUGCGUUGAUUGAGCUGGCAGAAGUAUCUCCCAAGAUGUUCAAGCCCAUGUUUAGCGCACUCGUCGCCUUUAGCAUUUCCGUCAUUCAGGACAAGGACCUUGGAGAUCAACCUCGACAAAACGCGCUGGAACUCAUGUCCACUUUCGCCGAUUACAACCCCCAAAUGUGUCGCAAAGAUCCAAAUUACACCAACGACAUGGUCACUCAAUGUUUGUCACUGAUGACCGAUGUAGGCAUCGACGACGACGAUGCCGAGGAGUGGAACGCUUCCGAAGAUCUGGACAUCGAUGAGAGCGACAUGAACCAUGUUGCGGGAGAGCAAUGUAUGGAUCGACUCGCCAAUAAGCUAGGCGGCUCGGCUGUAUUGCCUCCUACGUUCAACUGGCUUCCUCGGAUGAUGACUUCCUCAGCAUGGCGGGACCGACACGCAGCGCUGAUGGCUAUAUCUGCGAUAUCAGAAGGCUGCCGUGACUUGAUGAUUGGGGAACUAGACAAGGUGCUUGAUCUUGUUCUACCUGCCCUGCGAGACCCCCACCCUCGAGUACGAUGGGCCGGCUGUAACGCUCUCGGACAGAUGAGCACAGAUUUUGCUGGGACUAUGCAGGAGAAAUAUCACCAAGUUGUCUUACCGAAUAUCAUUCCUGUGUUGGAGUCCGUGGAACCCCGAGUUCAAGCACAUGCUGCGGCCGCUCUCGUCAACUUCUGCGAAGAAGCCGAAAAGACAGUUCUCGAGCCAUAUCUGGAUCAGCUUCUCAGCCAUCUCCUCAUGCUCCUCCAGAGCCCGAAACGUUUCGUUCAAGAACAAGCACUAUCAACAAUUGCUACAGUUGCUGAUUCUGCUGAGGCCGCCUUUUCGAAGUACUACGACACAUUAAUGCCCCUCCUUUUCAAUGUCUUGCGAGAAGAGCAAUCGAAAGAAUACAGACUGCUCAGGGCCAAAGCCAUGGAGUGUGCUACACUUAUUGCACUUGCCGUUGGGAAGGAGCGGAUGGGCGCCGACGCCAUAGCCCUCGUCAAUCUCCUAGGCACGAUCCAGCACAACAUACAAGACUCCGAUGAUCCACAAGCCUCUUACCUUCUCCACUGUUGGGGUAGGAUGUGUCGUGUCCUCGGUCAAGAUUUCCUCCCAUACCUUCCAGCAGUGAUUCCCCCCCUGACCGAGCUUGCUGGAGCCAAGGCAGAUAUCCAACUUCUCGACGAUGACGAGCAGGUGGCGCAAGUUGAGCAAGAAGAAGGCUGGGAGCUUGUUCCGCUCAAGGGCAAAGUCAUCGGUAUCAAGACUAGUACCUUGGACGAUAAGCAUAUGGCGAUCGAGCUCAUUGUGAUAUAUGCACAAGUGCUUGAGGCUGCUUUCGAGCCCUAUGUCAACGACAUCAUGGACAAAAUUGCCUUGCCAGGGUUAGCCUUUUUCUUCCAUGAUCCUGUCCGCGUGGCAUCGGCGAAGUGUGUCCCACAGCUCCUCAAUGCUUACAAGAAGGCCCACGGUGGUCAAUCUCUGCAGCUUGGCCAGCUUUGGGAGCGGACUGUCGACCGUGUGCUUGAAGUCUUAAGUACGGAGCCAGCCAUCGAUACACUCGCUGAGAUGUAUCAAUGCUUCUAUGAGUGCGUUGAAGUCAUUGGCAAGGGCUGCUUAACUUCUCAACAUAUGGCAACGUUCAUAGAGUCUGCGAAAUCAGUAUUGGAAGAUUACCAGACUCGUGUAAAGCAACGCCUGGAAGAGCAAGACGAAACCGAAGAUGGGGAGGAAACUCCCGAAGAGAUCCUGUUCGCAAUCGAAGACGACCAAAAUCUUCUAUCGGACAUGAACAAGGCUUUCCAUACCAUCUUCAAGAACGAAGGCACCGACUUCCUGCCUCACUGGGAAAAGCUCCUUCCAUACUAUAACCAAGCUAUCGUCAACCCAGACCCAACUCAGCGCCAAUGGGCAAUUUGCAUUUUCGAUGAUGUGCUAGAGUUCUGCGGUCCCCAGAGCUGGACCUACAGUUCUAACAUCAUCCAACCUCUCGCCGAUGGCAUGCGAGACGACGUCCCCGCAAACCGGCAAGCGGCCGUGUAUGGAAUUGGUGUUGCGGCGCACAAAGGAGGCGAGGCAUGGUCUGACUUCGUGUCCGCCAGCUUGCCAAUGCUCUUCCAAGUCACGCAGCGUCCCAACGCCCGGGCGGACGACGACGUUUUCGCAACAGAAAAUGCCUGUGCGAGUAUCGCUAAGAUCUUGCACUACAACAGCUCGAAGGUCGCGAAUGUGCAAGGUGUGGUCGCUGCAUGGAUUGACACUCUCCCCGUGACAAAUGACGAAGAGGCAGCGCCCUACGCAUACUCCUUCCUCGCCCAGCUAAUCGAUCAACAAAACCCUGCUGUCAUGGCUCAGGCAGCCAAGUGCUUUACCUUUGUAGCAUUAGCACUGGAAUCUGAAACUCUGCAAGGGCAAACAGCCACCCGCAUCGUUGGCGCCGCCAAACAACUCGUCACAACCGCCGGCUUGGACGCAAACCAGCUCCUCGCAAACCUAUCGCCAGAGACACAGCAGACAGUGCGAGCUUUCUUUGGCUAAACGGCAUUUUCUAGCUCUUAUACCCAUCUUAAGCAGCGGCCGGGUGUCGAGAUGAGUUGGAAACGAAACUUUGACGCAUUGACGAGUGAUGUCGGCUGGGUGGGGUAGACGGAUGGGUCAGGUCGGGUCGGAGCAUCUUUGGGGUCGGGACGGGCAUUCUGGAAUGUUUUUCUGCGAUUUCCUUUCUUUCCCUGCACUAAACUGAGCUUAGACUACCGAUCUUAAAUCUUGAACAAACUCUUCUCCGGUGUGGUUUCCAGCUGG